Messenger RNA from Canis lupus familiaris (dog), 3381 nucleotides. It is a transcript of the gene UBQLN4, whose product is annotated as ubiquilin 4. The transcript has 11 exons. Gene Ontology annotation, biological process: ubiquitin-dependent protein catabolic process. Gene Ontology annotation, molecular function: polyubiquitin modification-dependent protein binding. The record is from RefSeq and is a predicted model, not a curated record. Gene Ontology annotation, cellular component: cytosol. Lineage: Eukaryota; Metazoa; Chordata; Mammalia; Carnivora; Canidae. Bases 55 to 1860 code for a protein of 601 amino acids.
AGCGGGGAGGAGGGGCCGGGGCGGGCUGGCGGGCGGCCGGGUGGCGGCGGCGGCAUGGCGGAGCCGAGCGGGGACGAGGCCAGGCCCCCCAUUCGGGUCACCGUCAAGACCCCCAAGGACAAGGAGGAAAUAGUGAUCUGCGAUCGGGCCUCCGUCAAGGAGUUCAAAGAGGAAAUCUCCAGGAGGUUUAAGGCUCAGCAGGAUCAGCUGGUCCUGAUCUUCGCAGGCAAGAUCCUCAAGGACGGGGACACACUGAACCAGCAUGGGAUCAAGGAUGGGCUCACUGUCCAUCUGGUCAUCAAGACCCCUCAGAAGGCUCAAGAUCCAGCUGCUGCUACUGCUUCUUCCCCCUCCACUCCAGACCCUGCCUCAGCACCCUCCACCACUCCUGCUUCACCUGCUACCCCUGCACAGCCCUCCACCUCUGGCAGCGCCACUUCAGAUGCUGGCAGUGGAAGCCGGAGGAGCAGUGGGGGGGGUCCCUCCCCUGGGGCUGGGGAGGGACCCCCCAGUGCUACUGCAUCCAUACUCUCUGGCUUUGGGGGCAUCUUGGGCCUGGGCAGCCUGGGCCUAGGCUCCGCCAACUUCAUGGAGCUGCAGCAGCAGAUGCAGAGACAGCUGAUGUCCAAUCCUGAGAUGCUGUCCCAGAUCAUGGAGAACCCCCUGGUCCAGGACAUGAUGUCCAACCCCGACCUGAUGCGCCAUAUGAUCAUGGCCAACCCCCAGAUGCAGCAGUUGAUGGAGCGGAAUCCUGAGAUCAGCCACAUGCUCAACAACCCAGAGCUCAUGAGGCAGACAAUGGAGCUUGCUCGAAAUCCAGCCAUGAUGCAAGAAAUGAUGCGGAACCAGGACCGAGCCCUGAGCAAUCUGGAGAGCAUCCCUGGAGGGUAUAAUGCCCUCCGUCGCAUGUAUACAGACAUCCAAGAGCCGAUGUUCAGUGCUGCCCGGGAACAGUUUGGCAACAAUCCCUUCUCUUCCCUGGCCGGGAACUCCGACAGCUCGUCCUCCCAGCCUCUGCGGACUGAAAACCGAGAGCCCCUCCCUAACCCCUGGAGCCCCUCGCCCCCCACCUCCCAGGCCCCCGGGUCCGGGGGGGAGGGCACCGGAGGAUCGGGGACCAGCCAGGUGCACCCGACAGUCUCGAACCCCUUUGGGAUCAAUGCGGCUAGCCUGGGGUCAGGGGUGUUCAACAGCCCAGAGAUGCAGGCCCUCCUCCAGCAGAUCUCUGAAAACCCCCAACUGAUGCAGAACGUGAUCUCAGCUCCCUACAUGCGCAGCAUGAUGCAGACGCUUGCUCAGAACCCCGACUUUGCUGCUCAGAUGAUGGUGAAUGUGCCGCUCUUUGCGGGGAACCCCCAGCUGCAGGAGCAGCUCCGCCUUCAGCUCCCUGUCUUCCUGCAGCAGAUGCAGAACCCAGAGUCCCUCUCCGUCCUCACCAACCCCCGUGCCAUGCAGGCACUGCUCCAGAUCCAGCAGGGCCUGCAGACCCUACAGACCGAGGCCCCUGGGCUGGUACCCAGCCUUGGCUCCUUUGGGAUGUCCCGGACCCCAGCACCCCUGGCAGGCAGCAACACCGGCUCCAUACCCGAGGCUCCCACCUCCUCACCAGUACCCCCCGCCACGUCUUCUCCAGCAGGAGCUUCCAGUGCUCAGCAGCACCUCAUGCAGCAGAUGGUCCAGCUGUUGGCCGGGGGUGGGAGCUCACAGGUGCAGAUGCCAGAAGUGAGGUUCCAGCAGCAGCUGGAACAGCUCAACUCCAUGGGCUUCAUGAACCGUGAGGCCAACCUGCAGGCCCUGAUUGCCACGGGAGGGGACGUCAAUGCUGCCAUCGAGAGACUCCUGGGCUCGCAGCUCUCCUAACCCUUUGGCCGCGCCUCCUGCCUCUCCCUCCCCUGGGCACCAGUUCGUGGCUCCUCUGUCAGCCCCUGCCCUCUGUGCCUGCCGUCCCCAUCUUCUCUCCUGUCCUCUCCAGACAGCAAGGUGGCUUUAGGGGCGCAGGCCUGGCCCCAGAGCUAUGAGAAUUUUGGUGUUAACCUGCACAUCUCUAUGGAGUGCUCUCCGGCCCUGCUCUAGUGGGGCUGUGUAAGCCGUCUUCACAGUUCACUGGUCGGCUCCAGCUCCUGACCCCACCACCACCUUGUACAGCCCGCCGAUGUCCCAGCGGCAGUGCAGGCUCUGGAGGGACUGCUGUCCGCUCUGCUGGGACGGGGUCUUUUCCGUGUCCCACUAGGGAUUUGCUUGUUGUAUGGUUUCUUGUGGUGAUUCUUCCUUCUCUCUGUCCCUCCUCCCACCUGCAGCCCAACCUGUGCCAGGGUCACACAUGCGGAAGGAGGGGCAGGUGAACAGGCUAUCUUUUCCUCCUCACCACUCACCCCCCGCCCCGCCCUGAUCCCUUCAUCUAAGCUUUGUCAGGAUGUCCCAGGAGAGGACGAUGCCUGUUCUGCCUGUCUAGAGGGGGAGACAGCCCUCCGUGCAAGGAGCUAGCAAGCCCUGGACCAGCCCCAUGGAGAUCUGUGCAAAGGAGGGGAACUGGGAUUUGCUAGAGGAAGGGAAUGGCUCUGAAGUUAGAAUUGACACUUAGGGAAUGGAGGCCCUAGUAGCUGUUGUAAGCAGGGGGCCCAGGCUCCAGCCUGGUAGAGAAGGCCUACAGAUGCUAACAGAAUCUGAGCUGGAGGAAAGGGCCCCCUGGGGCUCCUGCCAGCCCCAUUCCAGGACCUGCCUAUGUCCCCAGGUACCAGGGCUUUGAGCACCCCUCAGAAGACAUGAAGGAGUUGAGGUCUGUGUCAGCAGCAGGGGGGUGUGCCAGUGGGCACACACAUGCACCUCAGCUGCACAAGAGGGUAGAUUCUUUGUUGAUGACUGGUCCCGAGCUCUCUCCCACCACAGAGAAGUAGGCAGAAGGGCCAGUCUAGGGUAGGAGUACAUACAGUCCAGUGAGCUAGGUCCCUUGGGCCCCUGGGUGCUGGGUACCCCAAGGGCAGCGUGGCUACCCCUUCCAAAGCUGUCGGGGCUGUGGCAGCACCCCUACUACCCCUCUCCUCCUCGCUGUUGGGGAACAGGAGAAGAGUCCUGCCCUCUGCAGCCCUGGCCUCUGGAGUCUUCAUUGUUUGCUUCCAGGCCAGAAAGUUCUAUUUGAGGAAGAGAAGGGGAGGGCCGCAAUCAUGCUUUUGCUCUGGAAUUGGAUGUUGCUCUAUUGGAGUGCUAGGAAGGCUCCUACAGUCUCUUCUCUCUGCUGUUUAGCCCGGCUGCUUGGAGGACCCACAGCUGAGAGUCUGGAAGCAAGAGAAGCAGACUCUUCUCCAGGUGGGAAAGGGUCCCAAGCAAUCCAGAGAGGAUGUCCGUGUGGCUUUCCUUCCCCCGCCUCCCCCACCUUCCACACUG